CACAUCGUUAUCAGAUAGGUUGAAUCACCUACAAGUUUUUUUCAUUACAGUUUAUAGUUUGGAUGAUAAACGUUUAUUUUUUGUUUCUCUUGUUUUCUUUUAUCAAAAUUAAUUAAAAAUGAAGUCAAUGGAAUCGGAUGUAGACCGACAGCACUAUCCAUCAACAGCUCCUCCGCCAUAUCCAGGACCACCAGAAAAUCCCAACCAACCAUAUCCACCCCACUUUCCUGGAACAGGAUACCCGACAUACUCUACGUAUCCUAAUAAUCCUUCCGUAACAGUAGUCCAAGGAGCAGCUGUACAAGUGGUUCCAGGUGCACGGCAUGUUGUGAUUACAAACACCAUGAGCCCGAAGCCUGCUACAUACACCUGUCCAUCCUGUCACCAGCAAAUUAUCACCAGGGUUGAAUCUAAUCCUACCAUUAGGACUCAUCUUCUUGCCGUAUUGCUAUGUUUAAUCGGUUGCUGGCCGUGUGUAUGUGUCCCAUACUGCACAGAUUCUUGCAGUAACUCAGACCACUACUGCCCUAAUUGUUCUGCGUACAUCGGUUCGUAUGUAGGUUAAAUUAAGAAAUGACCUUAAAGAAGACAAAAAUUGUGGAAUUGUAUUAGUUAAUUACUUUUAUAUAUUCUAUUAUUUCAUUUGUCAGACGAUUAUUGUGGUUCUCUUUUCAUAUUCUAUUUGACAAACUUACGUCAAAUGUAGAUAAUGUUACAAGUUUGAUAUAUUAUAUAAAAGUAUUUUAUAGUUAAGAUAAAAUUAUUUUGAAUACAAUUAUUAUUGUUAUAAUAUAAGAAAUUAAAAACUUUGUAUAUAUUUUUUAUAAGGUAUAUAUAAUAAUAAAAAAAUGUUUACGAUC
This is a messenger RNA of Danaus plexippus (monarch butterfly), 860 nucleotides long. RefSeq names its product lipopolysaccharide-induced tumor necrosis factor-alpha factor-like. The record is from RefSeq and is a predicted model, not a curated record. The coding region runs from base 119 to 565 and encodes 148 amino acids. Lineage: Eukaryota; Metazoa; Arthropoda; Insecta; Lepidoptera; Nymphalidae. Gene Ontology annotation, molecular function: zinc ion binding. The transcript has 3 exons.